AGGAGGAGGAGGCCUGCUGGAUGAACUGGUUAGUUGUGUGGGUUGGACCUCUGCUGAUGAGCUGUAUUCCUGCAGUGAUGACCACCAGAUUCUGAAAUGGAAUUUAUUAAAUAGCGAGAUAACCUUGGUUGUAAAACUCCAAGAUGACACAUACCCAAUUAACCUUCAUUGGUUCCCCAAAAAUAAUGGCAACAAGAAGCAAUCACAGUCUGAAAUGUUUGUGCUGACUAGUUCUGAUGGAAAAUUCCAUUUAAUUUCCAAGUUUGGGAGGGUGGAAAAAACCGUGGAGGCUCAUUCAGGUGCAGUAAUUGCUGGCCGAUGGAAUUAUGAAGGAACAGCUCUGCUUACAGUUGGUGAAGAUGGGUACAUAAAAAUGUGGUCAAAGAGUGGUAUGCUGAGGUCUACUGUAGCCCAGACGGGUUCACCUGUUUACUCGGUGGCUUGGGGUCCUGAUUCUGAGAAAAUACUUUAUCCUCUAGGAAAGCAAUUGAUCAUCAAACCACUGCAGCCAAAUUCCAAAGUUAUACAGUGGAAAGCCCAUGAUGGUGUCAUUUUAAAUGUUGAUUGGAACUCCGUUAAUGACCGUAUCCUGUCAGCUGGAGAGGACUGUAAAUAUAAGGUGUGGGACAGCUAUGGGCUCCCUUUAUACAGCUCUGCUCCACAUGAAUAUCCGAUAACUGCAGUUUCAUGGGCACCUGAUGGAGAACUGUUUGCUGUGGGAUCUUUCCAUACAUUGCGACUUUGUGAUAAAACUGGGUGGUCCUAUUCCUUAGAAAAACCAAAUACAGGUAGCAUCUUUAAUAUUGCAUGGUCUGUUGAUGGCACCCAGAUGGCCGGGGCUUGUGGAAAUGGGCAGGUUAUCUUUGCACAUGUUGUGGAGCAGCAUUGGGAAUGGAAGAAUUUUGAAGUGACCUUGGUCAAAAGACGGGCAAUGCAGGUACGCAACGUAACCAAUGAUGCUGUCGAUUUACUGGAAUUCCGUGACCGAGUCAUUAAGGCUUCUUUGAACUAUGGACAUUUAGUUGUCUCUACCUCUCUUCAAUGCUAUGUGUUUAGCACAAAGAACUGGAAUACACCAUUAAUCUUUGAUCUUAGAGAAGGAACCGUUACCUUAAUUUUACAAUCUGAAAGACAUUUCCUUCUAAUGGACGGAGGCAGUUUAUUUCUGUACUCUUAUGAAGGUCGCCUCAUCUCCACUCCUAAGGUUUCUGGAAUGAGAAUAGAUAAUCUGAAUUCGCAGACUGUAUCUUUAAGCAAUGACACCAUUGCUAUUAAAGACAAAGGAGAUGAAAAGUUUAUCUAUCUAUUUGAUGCCUUAUCAGGAAAGCCACUGGGUGAUGGAAAACCUCUCACUCAUAAGAUGGAAAUAUUGCAGAUUGCACUUGACCAAAGUGGACAUGCUAAUGAACGGAAACUGGUAUUUGUUGACAAAAAUAGAGAUCUUUAUAUCAGUCCAGCCAGAAGAUUUGGGAAAGAGCAGAGAGCUAUAAAAAUUGGUUCUAUGGUAUAUACUUUAGCCUGGAACGAUGUAUCUAACAUGCUCUGUGGACUUCAGGAUAAUCGUUUCACAGUUUGGUAUUAUCCAAAUGUUGCUUAUGUUGACCAGAACCUUUUGGCAAAAACGAUAUUUGAAAAAGAUGGAAGUGAAUAUAGCAAAACUCCUCAGAUUGUGAGCUUUGUUGGUAACAGAGUAACUAUCAGAAGAAGUGAUGGAUCGCUAGUGCAUACUAAUAUAUCACCCUAUCCAGCAAUCCUUCAGGACUACGUCACCUCUUCCAAGUGGGAUGAUGCCGUGAGGCUUUGUCGUUUUGUCAAGGAGGAAAGCCUGUGGUCUUGUCUAGCUGCCAUGGCUGUUGCAAGUAAGGAAAUGACAACAGCAGAAGUAGCAUAUGCAGCAAUUGGAGAGAUUGAUAAAGUUCAGUACAUAAAUUUAAUCAAAGAUCUGCCGUCAAAAGAGUCCAGAUUGGCUCACAUCCAGCUGUUAAGCGGAAACUUUCAAGAAGCUGAGGCCUCUCUCCUUCAGGCUGGUCUCGUAUACCAAGCCAUACAGCUCAACAUUGACUCUUACAACUGGGAGAGGGCAUUGGAUUUAGCUGUGAAACACAAGACACAUGUCGAUACUGUUUUGGCUUAUCGACAAAAGUAUCUGGACAACUUCAGGAAGAAGGAAACCAACAAGAGAUUCCUGCAGUAUGCAGAAGGUAUCGAGGUAGACUGGGAGAAAAUCAAAGCCAAAAUUGAGAUGGAACUUUCUAAAGAGAGAGAACGUACUGUGUCCGGACCAACUGUUAGAAGCAGCAUUUCAUCGCAGGCUUGAUUGCCAUGUGACAAACGAGAGAUGGAUUCUUUCUCCGUCCAUUCUUCUUCCAUUUCAAAUGUCUAACUUAAAUGCUUACUUAUUAUAAAUUAUUACAGUUUCAUAAAAUAUUUUUUUUUAAAUCUAUGAAAUAUUUUAUUUAUGCCCCUUGUGUGCCUAAGAACUAUUAUAGUAAUGACAAAAAAAAUAAUUUU
This is a messenger RNA of Pelobates fuscus (common spadefoot toad), 2511 nucleotides long. RefSeq names its product intraflagellar transport 80 (gene IFT80). Bases 215 to 2317 code for a protein of 700 amino acids. NCBI's taxonomy places the organism in Eukaryota, Metazoa, Chordata, Amphibia, Anura, Pelobatidae. The transcript has 19 exons. Gene Ontology annotation, cellular component: intraciliary transport particle B; cilium; centrosome. Gene Ontology annotation, biological process: cilium assembly. The record is from RefSeq and is a predicted model, not a curated record. Gene Ontology annotation, molecular function: protein binding.